Molecule: messenger RNA, 6749 nt
Organism: Phascolarctos cinereus (koala)
Lineage: Eukaryota; Metazoa; Chordata; Mammalia; Diprotodontia; Phascolarctidae
Gene: AVL9
Product: AVL9 cell migration associated
Cellular component (GO): cytoplasm
Source: RefSeq, a predicted model, not a curated record
GGUGAAGCGGCUGCGGCGGGUGGGCCUGGCGGGGGCUGCCUCGGCGUCCCCCUGUGGUCCGCGAGCCCCAGGGCGGGCGGCCCAUGGAGAAGGCCGGGGGGCGCGGCGGCCCGCGGGGGCCCGUGCUGCACAUCGUGGUGGUGGGCUUCCACCACAAGAAGGGCUGCCAGGUGGAAUUCUCCUAUCCUCCCCUGAUCACCGGAGAAAGCCAUGACAGCCACACUUUACCUGAGGAAUGGAAGUAUUUGCCUUUCCUUGCCUUGCCUGAUGGAGCUCACAACUAUCAGGAAGAUACUGUGUUUUUCCACCUGCCCCCCAGAAAUGGAAAUGGAAUGACAGUAUAUGGUGUUUCUUGCUACAGACAGAUUGAAGCCAAGGCACUCAAAGUAAGGCAAGCGGACGUAACCAGAGAAACUGUCCAGAAAAGUGUCUGUGUUCUGAGCCAGCUGCCUCUCUAUGGUUUACUCCAAGCAAAACUUCAGCUCAUUACACAUGCCUAUUUUGAAGAGAAGGAUUUUUCCCAAAUUUCAAUCCUGAAGGAGCUCUAUGAGCAUAUGAAUAGUUCCUUGGGAGGAGCUUCCAUAGAAGGGUCACAAGUAUACCUUGGUCUUUCCCCAAGAGAUCUGGUCCUUCAAUUUCGACACAAGGUCUUAAUCCUAUUUAAGCUGAUUCUUCUGGAGAAAAAGGUUCUGUUUUAUAUUUCUCCAGUGAAUAGAUUGGUAGGUGCACUAAUGACUGUGUUAUCCCUUUUUCCAGGCAUGAUAGAACAUGGCCUCCGGGACUGCUCCCAGUACAGGCCCAGAAAGAGCCUCUCUGAGGAUGCCGGGCUCCAGCAAGCUACCCGUCCUGCAGAUGACUGUGUUUCUGGGUCUGCUUCUGACAUGUCGCAUACAAAUUCAGGAAUGUGCAUAAAAAAAGUCUCUGGGAGCCACGGAGGGGAUGCCUCAAAGGCAGAUGGGAUCCUGGCCCGAACAGCAAAAGAUGCCAGUGGCACACAAGCGUCCGAUGGCUCUGGCCAGCCUGUGAGACUUCCUGUGCAUGUGACCCCCGAGACAUCCGAAAAUGAAUGGGAGGCCCUGGACCCUGGCGUCUUAGAGAGCACCAGCAUGAGAGAAAAGGAACAGGUGGAGCAUAAACAGACACACUUCCUUUCGAGGGACCGAGUACCCUCCGAGAGCCCUCCAAUUACUGUGCAGCCUCAAGCUAACCUGGGCCAGGUGGUGUUUGUGCCAGGACUCAUCUCUGGUUUGGAAGAGGACCAAUAUGGCAUGCCAUUGGCCAUCUUCACCAAGGGCUAUCUCUGUUUGCCAUACAUGGCUUUGCAGCAGCAUCACCUUCUCUCUGAUGUGACUGUCCGAGGAUUUGUUGCUGGGGCAACCAACAUUCUUUUUCGGCAACAGAAACACCUCAGUGAUGCCAUUGUAGAAGUAGAAGAAGCAGUCAUUCACAUCCAUGACCCAGAACUGAGGAAGAUUCUGAGCCCUACCACUGCUGACCUGAGAUUUGCUGACGAUUUGGUGAAGCACGUGACUGAGAACCGAGAUGACGUGUUCCUGGACGGGACAGGUUGGGAGGGAGGGGACGAGUGGAUCCGAGCACAGUUUGCAGUCUAUGUACACGCCCUGCUUGCUGCCUCACUGCAGUUAGAUAAUGAAAAGAUGCUAUCAGACUAUGGGACAACCUUUGUCGCGGCCUGGAAGAAUACACACAAUUACAGGGUCUGGAACAGCAACCGACAUCCGGCUCUGGCAGAAAUAAACCCAAACCAUCCCUUCCAGGGCCAGUAUUCGGUGUCGGACGUGAAGUUGAGAUUCUCCCACUCUGUCCAGAAUAGCGAACGCGGCAAAAAGCUCGGAAACGCCAUGGUCGUGACGAGCCGGAACGUUGUACAAACCGGAAAAGCCGUGGGCCAGUCCGUUGGUGGAGCUCUGUCCAGUGCAAAGACAGCCAUGUCCUUGUGGCUGUCCACUUUGACCCAGUCAACCACACAAGGUCUCACAGACCCACCAGAUGGGAAGCAGUGAGCGUGGUGGUCAGAGCCUGCUGGGAGACUGGAUCUUUCUGCUGCCUUCAGGACACUGGGUCCACACGAAGGGGAACCAGCGAAUGUUGUAAACGGUUGCUCUCUGUGUAUUUUUAAAAUAUGUGAGAGUGUGAGUGAAUGUAGCCUAAUUCGGAAGCAUAAAAGAAUGACUGUUAUGAGGUUGCUAUCUAGAAUGUGUGUCCAGAUUGACUACUUUUAUUUAAAUCUGAGCCUUUCUAAUGGGACCAUGUGAUGGUUUCGAUUUUCUGAUUUGUACAUUUAGUUGUCUGUAGAAGUUUAUGUAAAUUAUAGUUAGGUUUUAUCUUUUGGAUAGACAAAUGCCUAUUAUAAUUUGUUCAUUAAAAGUAAUAUCAUAUAUUGAUUCCUCUCAGAUUGGGCCCACAAAUGUUAUCUGGCCCUUGGCUUUGUAAGUUUUGAGCCCUUUGCUGUUGGAUUUUGUUUUUCUUAUUUUAUUCUAUUCUAAAUUAAUUUAAGCAGAUGUAUAGAUUCAUCCUUACAUGACAAGGGUAUAAAUUUGUUAUUGUUUUCCUGCUCUUAAUUUCCCUUCCCCCAAUUCAAUUGCACCUGUUCAUUUGCAACUCAAAGAUGAUGGUGGAAAAAGGUGAGGUUUUUAAAGUUAAUCUUCUAAUCCUUGAAAACUUGUUAUAUCACCGGUGUCCUUUCCAGGCUGGCCCUGCCUUCCUUCCUUUACCUAAUUCAGUCCCAGAAACUAAGAAGGGCAGGGCUGCAUUUGAUUGGUUGGAAACCAGUAUUUGCCCUGGGACAUAUUUUUCAAGAUGGCUGCUGUUUGUGUCUUCCUGACCCUGGCCGUGUUAAAAUCUUCUGUAUACACGCAUGGAUAUCUGAACUCAGUGCCUUCUGGGUUCUUCCUCUGCACAUUUUGUCCUGUAGGUUUUUCCCCAGGAUUUUUGUUCUCAUACAGGUGCCUGGCCUUUCUCCCUUCCCAACUGAAAGUCAUUCUUCUUUUCAGUUGUUUCCUCCUCAGUAUAUUUUUAGAAGAAGAGCAAAAAGCUCUGUGUAAAAUAGGAGUGCCAUUCCAGUGCAAAUCUGAAUGAUAUUGAUGUUUAAGGAAAGAAAGCAAAGCCAGGGGAUAGAAGGGAAGGUCCCUGGCCUCUCACUGCCUGGGCCUGCUGUCAGGUUUGUGCAGAGCUAUAUGAGAUGCUGUACUUGCCCCUGAAAGCUCUGCUUUCCAACUAGCCAGUGGGGCUCUCUAGCAGAAAGGUUUUCAGGGACCAGGUCUAGUGGACGAGUCGCUUUCCUCAUGUUGACAUUUUCGUCAGACAUUCCUCUUGUCUGUAGUACUACGCUAACGUGUCGUGAGAUCAUGCUUUCCCAGCCCUCUGUUGAAAAGUCAUUGGAUUUCUCAGUUCCUCAGCAGGAGACCAUGUCUCAAGGAGGCCAGACUCAUGCUGCCCUCUCAGACACGCGAUAACUGCCCGUGUCCAUGCUGGUCCUGUGCGGGCCACACCACUUCCUGGACACUCCAUCAAGAGCAGGGGUGUUCUUCCUGCCAGUCACGUACUUGGUUACAGGGAGAGACUCCAGGUGUGAGGAUGAUGACUGACGAAGGGAAUGGCAGCCUCCCAGCCUCCCUCUUAUCUCCUCCUUGCUGCCCCCCUCCCCCAGUUUCACCGGUGGCAGUGUGUCUGCUGCCUGUCAUCUCUCCUGUUAGGGAGCGGCCCAUUUGGCCACGUUCUUUGCAAAAGCUUUCUUCCCCCAGGUCGAUUGUGUGAAGAGAAAGCCAUUCCAGUUCCCCAAGACGCUAGCUGAGUCUCUUAAAGUGUUUGCCCCAGAAGCCUUUUCCUGGCCAGGCCAGGUCCCAUUGGGAGUUUCAGAAGUAGUCUACCACCACUCCUUAAGGGGGUAAGGAUCGGAGAGCUGCAGCAGUUUUGUCCAAAGAACUGUCAUUCGUUGGAAGACGUUGGAGUAGAUGAACCAGACUUGCAUUGAAGGACCCUCUCUUAUCUGCAGUGACUCUGUGUGUGUGUAUUUAUGGGUAUGAAUCUUAGCUCUGCCAUAGCAUGACUUCUUGAUUGGAAUAUGUACCUCAGAGGAGCUUUCCAUUAGUAUUUCAGUGAGGAUAAGUUCAGGUCUUUUAAGAAAACACCAUAAUUCAAUGGAUUGAGCAUGAGUCAUGAACAGAGAAGGAGGUGCUGUGCCGAGUGGAGACAGCUUUGCUCUUGAAUUCCUUGUUUCCUCAGCAGGCUUCCAUGGACUUUAAGAGAGAAGAGUUUGAACAUAGAGAAGAAUAGAGCUCAGGAUCUAGUUCCCAAGUGAAGAGCUUGCCUGCAUCGUUUCCCCCCUGGUCUAGGAAGACUAAAAAGGCAUUUUUCCUGUAGCUCUAAAGGUCUAGCAGGGAGCCAGCACAGGAUCCGGUGGCUGGCUCAGGGCCCAGCCGGCAGGUGUAUUGCCAGCACAGAACUCUCCCCUCACUCCCUGGCCAUCUUUUUGACACUUUGACAGGAAAGUUGGGAGGUUUGAGGGCAUGUGUUGAAGACCUGGCCAGAACUGCAUAGAGAUUGCAGACUUUGAGGAGAGCUCAUGAAAUAAGCCUUUGCCUCCCCAUCCAACUGUUGAACAUGGAUGCUCACCCAUUCUCCGUCUGCAGGCUGUCCAGAUAAGUGAUGCUGCUAGGACAGGUGAUGGAGAAAACACUUGUCAUUCCAAACCAAGCCCUAAGUAGCAAGUGUUUACGUUGACUGGCACACUAGUUGGGAGAGACCGUCCAGCUGAGUGCCACACCUUCAAAAGGAAGAUAUUUGAUACUCAAAUUAAGGCUGAUUAUAAUUGUGUAGAAUCCACAAUUCCCCCAAAAAAAAAUCCCAUAAGCAUCAUGUGUGUGUCUGUAUAUUCAGUAUAACUCUGUUCCCCCCAAGACCAUCUAAUGAGUGAUGUGCCAGCCGCUCAGACUAACUCAUAUCCUCCUGCUUUAAAAAACCUUUUUAAAGCAAUACCCAUCCUGCCAUGAUGGGCUUUGAGGGUAGACUGAGCCCAGGAUUCUGUAUUUUCUCAAGGAAAUCAGUGUUUAUAACUAUUCCCGUGAUACUUAUCUUGUGUGACUUCAAAGUGGGGGGCAGGGUUGGAGAACAAGGUUUAUAGAUGCCUGGGUCAGAGUCUACUGAGAACAGUAUUUAAUCCUCUAACAGAGUUCUUUUGGAGAGAAGUUGGGUGUUAUCAGUGAAUGAUCUGAGUGUUUCAGGUUCAAAUGAAGAGAUGCUGUUCUCUAAGAGCAGAUAGGAAUUUGUCAGGGGCUGGUUUGUAUUGGGCAGGGCUUGGAGCUUUGAGCCAGAGUUGCUUUUCUUCAGGUACCCUGCGUCAUUGAGGCUGUUGAAGCUGGUAAACCAAGUACUUAAUCAUUGUUGAAUUUGGGGGUGAAGCAUACUGGCCCUGUAUCUUUGGGGCUUUCUUGUCCCAGAGACUUGUAAGGGAGCUGGACUUUGUGGGGCUAAUGUAGCAUAGAAUCUAGUGACUUCAUUAGUGGGAAAUUGCAGGGAGGAAAGGGGCAACAGUAGCCCUACCAUCCCCCCACCCCUCCCUCACUUGGUGGUUUCUCUUCACCUGCUAUUUGGCUCAAUAGGGUUUGGGGCAGAGGCCUGCUUUUGGGGUGUCCUAACCGUUUGACCCACCACACUCUGACCUUCUACCCAGUUCUUUUGGGACAGACGCUUGAGUAGACCAGCCAUGUCUACCAACAGACGUAGCCUCAAAAUCUCAUGCAAAGCAUGAUCCCAGCAUCCAGCCAGUUACUGGAGGAAUCCUUCUGUGUAGCAUAAUGUAGGAAUGGGAGUUUUCUCAUUCAAAAUCUCCUGACAUAUGUGAUCUGGAAAGGUUCUUUUCACAACAUUCAACGUUCUGUAAAUAUUUCUUAAGGACAGUGAAGAGAAAUAAAGAUCUGGUCUUCUCAACAGGCCAGUAGUUGUGUUUUACAAGAGAUUUACUGAUAGCAUCAUGAUGCAAAGUUUCUACCUCUGAUCGCUCCAAAACAAGAUAGUGUGCAUGCCCAGAAACUGGUCUCUUUUCUGAAAUUUCGAUGAAUUUGUAUUUUGCAGUGCCACUUUCAAAUUUGCUUUUUUCCUUAUUGGUUAAAGAUGGGAGACUAUAUUGAAAUCAUGUAAAUGGGGCUUGGUUUACCUAGUUCUUUUCCACCUCUCGCUGUCCACUGACCUCUCACAUGUAUUGUGAGCUUCUCAGAAUAUUUUUUUACUGCAGGAUAACCUUCAUCCAUUUCAGUAUGGUGGUGGGGUGGCAGAAUGUGAUUUGAGUUUCUCAGAAGGCUUCUAUGUUUGCAAGGCCAUUUUAUGUUGUUUUCUUGAAAUGUUUCAAUAUUUUACAGCUGGACCAAUCGUAUUAAAAAAUCAGACUGUCAAUGUUUGGGACACCCUGAUGGUUUGUGUCUAGAUUCCAGAAGCAUUUCAUUACAGGGAAGAUGAAUUCUUUUAGUGGUCUUAAGAUGACUUUAAUAUUGGAAACUAAAAACUCGACUCUGUCUCACCAAGGAAGUCAGAUGUGAAGUGAUCACAGAAGGGGUCCACGGGUGCGUGAGGCAGUCUCCCUUAAGUCAUGAGCUUUAUCAUUUGAGCUGUGUGAUUGUAAAAACACCUUCGGUCUGUAAAUCAUAUUGUCCAAUUGUGCUGAAGUGUAAAGCACUGUUCUUUCAAAAAGAAAAAAAUGAGAAUAAAAUGUGCUGUUCCUGCCCUGCCUCCUC